Molecule: messenger RNA, 2154 nt
Organism: Moneuplotes crassus
Lineage: Eukaryota; Ciliophora; Spirotrichea; Euplotida; Euplotidae
Source: the annotation of a GenBank genome assembly
GAUACCAGUCAUGAAUAAUACUUUUCAAUACUAUCAGCCGAUGUAUAACCUGGUUCCUUCAGAAGCCUUUCAUGAUGGGUCCAAUCUGAACGGGACUUCAAAAGGAAUGUUUAUGAACAACAUCAAAGAAGAAUACAUGGCAAUGAACAAAAUAUCCCAUGUUGACCAAACUGUAGGUCAUUGAGCACCUCCAAUGAGUCAAAGGUCUACAGGUUUAGAAGGGAUGUGAUCAGUUAGUACGACUUCGUAUGGAAACACUGAAAUUGCUGACUCAAAUCCAAAGAAUUUGAAUAUCCAAAGCCAAAGAAGUACAUCAGAAAUGUACCAAGAGAAAACCUUAAUAAAAAUAGACGUGUCUAGUAUCCAGGCCAUAUGUUUUGAAGAUGUCAAAGAAAUCAGGGAGAAAAUAGAUCAAAUUUUUGCACCUCAAAACGUCAAGAUGAUUUGAAAACGUGCUGAAAGAGUAUAUGCUAAUGGUUACUGAGUUUUCGUACUAUAUUGUAACAAGUGAAAGAAGCGAAGACCAUCUUAUAAGAGCAAUAAGUGUUAUAAAUAAGAGAAGCACAGGGUGCCAGUUCAUGCUCAAAUUUACAAAACACCAGAAUGAGAAAUACAGACUCACUGAUGGGGUAUUCCAGCAUAACCAUUUGUUGACAACCCCUGUAUUAGAUUCGAUGAUAUUAAACCAAAUUGAUCAAUUUGAUCCGACAACAAUCAAGCCAGCUUAUGUACGGAAGUAUAUUAACGAGAAAUUCAACAAGGAUAUCUCAUAUGCUCAGAUUGCUUAUGAACUCUCAAAGAGAAAGAAAAAGGUUAAGAAGGAAACACAAAACUUUACCGCUCAGGAUCUUACAACACAAGAAUUUCCUUCCGAAGGAAAGAUUUUUGUGCAAGAGAGAAAUAAGAAUAUAUGCAAUGCUAUGUACUUCAACGACAAAAUAUGAAGAGAGGUCCUUCUGAUUCAUAAGGUCCUAAACGCUCUGCUUCUAUUAGGAUUUGAUGAGAAAGCAAACAUGUAUCUCCACUCUUUUGUGGUGCUGGAUAACCACCAAGAAGAGGAUUACCUAUGGGUCUUAAAAACCUUCCUAAGCCAGAACAAGGUAGUUCCUAGAGUAACUAUUAUUGAUUACUAUGAGUCGCUCAAGAAUGCCUGCGAGUUGAUACUUCAUGGAACCAAGAUCAUCGUAUCUCCUUGGAGUUGUAAAUAGACUGGAGAAAAUGUACUUCCAAGAAAGAGACAAAGAUUGGAAUUUCAACCCGUGCCUUGUUCGUCAGUUUAAAGAUCUGAGUAAAAUGAAGCAAGAGUAUAACACACAAGUUGUAGCAGACCUCCUUGAAACACUUUGCUUAAAGGAAGAAGUUAACCUUGAAAAAUGUGAAACUCCUUUAAUUAUAAAAUAAAAUUCUGGAAAGUUAUUAUCAUUGUAAAGUCUCUAAUAACCUCAGACCAACAUUUGAUGACUCUAUUUAUGCUGAACAGCCAGAAUAUAGUGUUCAGAAAAAUAAUGACACAGAACCUCAAACUGAAAAUGUUGUGCAGAACAAGACUGAUCUAAAUCCUAAAUAAGUCAAAUAUCGCUCACCAAAUUGUUAAAGACAAAGAUUGUGAACUCGAAAUCUCUGAUAAGUCUAAGCAUUAUGAUCAGCAAAGCGUACAGACUUCUAGUUCAAAGACCCAUAAUGCUUUGUUUAGCUCAUUCAACUGCCAAAUGCUAAGAUCACCAAAGUCUGGUACGAAAAUCCCCAAAGGAAUCUUACAAAAUGAGGAGUCAAAUCUUAAAAACUCUACUACUAAAUUUUUACUAAAGUCAAACUCUUAUGGGGACCUGAGUGAACCUGAGUUUAGAGGAGGAGAAGUAGGGAGUAACGAAAAUUCGUCAAUAUUAUAGCCGGGUUUACUUCUAUGAACUCGCCUAAGAUGGAGGUACCUCCCUCUCCAGAGACUCCUAGAUCCAUGUUUCAGAGUAUGAAGAGCUCUAUUGGAAAGUGUAGCACCAAGUUUUUAUUUCCUUAUAACCUUAAUAAGAUAAACACCAGGCAGAAGGAUGAAGAGGAAGGAGACUCCUUAUUGGUCAAUCUUGAUCCUGAAGAAUUAUAUCUUCGAAAGCAGUCUCCUGUUUAAUACUUGGAAUUUAAGAAGUAAUUGAUUUACGA